AUGGCUACGUCUAUGCACUUAUCUCGACUCCGGAAAUGGUUCCUUGCAUCGCCUCCGAUCGAAUUCGCUCUCUCGAACCUUCGCGAGCUGCUGGUUGGGGCGCUUCGGCAGGGCCCCGUUCCACAACAUGUUGCAUUCGUAAUGGACGGUAAUCGGAGAUUUGCCAGGACGCAUGGUAUUGAGACGGUGGAGGGCCAUAAUUUGGGGUUUGAGUCUCUGGCACGGGUCCUUGAAGUUUGCUACAAAAGCGGAGUAAAAGUGGUCACCAUCUAUGCCUUCAGUAUUGAGAACUUUAAGCGUUCGAAAUUCGAGGUGGACGCUCUGAUGGAAAUGGCCAAGGUUAAGCUAUCCCAGAUGGCGCAGCAUGGAGACCUUCUCGACCGUUAUGGAGCCAAGGUUCGCGUGUUGGGUCGACUCGACUUGCUCAAGCAGGAUGUUCUUGAUGCAGUUAAUCGGUCAGUGGACAUGACGAGUCGUAACGGUGACCGAGUGUUGAACAUAUGUUUCCCGUAUACAUCGCGGGAUGAAAUUACAAGUGCCGUCCGAGAUACUGUUGCCGACUACAGCACGCCUCUCGAAUCAACCCGCUCAUCGUCUAAUACGCCACGAACACCGUUUUCAGAGUCUCAUAUCGCUCUCAACAUCCGAGCCCAGUCAAACAACACAAAAUCGCAAGAUACUCACAGUGAUGCCGAAUCAGUUUCGGGGUCUUCGAGCCACGGUGAUGACGGGGCUAGCAAGAAUAGCCCAAACAAGGUCUAUGAGUCAGGUUCUUCCUUCUCUUCCUCUACAACCCUUCACCUUGGUGGGCAUCCCGAUGCCCAUUCUGGAAAAUCUUCGCCCCCGGAAAAUAAUGCCGAUACGGAAAAGCCGGUUUUCGUUUCACCAGAAACAAUCACUCGCCAAACAUUAGAAGAUCACUUGUUCACCAAAGAUAAUCCGCCUCUGGAUCUGCUCAUCCGUACGUCUGCGGUGGAACGUCUAAGUGAUUUUAUGCUCUGGCAAUGUCAUGAGAACACGGAGAUUGUUUUCUUGGAUGUUCUGUGGCCUGAAUUCGAUCUGUGGCAUUUCCUCCCAGUUCUCCUGGGAUGGCAGAGACGGAUCUCAAAGUCGAUGAAGAACCCCGACGCCGAGGGAAAUUUUGCUGGUGACACCCCCGAAUCUGGGGAAGAUGAAGCAGACGGAACGAUGCUUCAUCAGUACGCAAAGCCCAAAGCAUUGUAA
Molecule: messenger RNA, 1224 nt
Organism: Aspergillus wentii DTO 134E9
Lineage: Eukaryota; Fungi; Ascomycota; Eurotiomycetes; Eurotiales; Aspergillaceae
Product: undecaprenyl diphosphate synthase family protein
Exons: 2
Coding region: 1-1224 (407 amino acids)
Cellular component (GO): endoplasmic reticulum; membrane; lipid droplet
Molecular function (GO): ditrans,polycis-polyprenyl diphosphate synthase [(2E,6E)-farnesyl diphosphate specific] activity
Source: RefSeq, a predicted model, not a curated record